Messenger RNA from Zea mays, 651 nucleotides. RefSeq names its product EAG2. NCBI's taxonomy places the organism in Eukaryota, Viridiplantae, Streptophyta, Magnoliopsida, Poales, Poaceae. The record is from RefSeq and is a predicted model, not a curated record.
AUGAAUGCAUGCAUUCCACUGGACUGUUCCAGCGCUUCGUGUGCAUCGCUAGAUGCGCUGAACACUCGAACGCCAUGGACCUCGCUCCGCUCUCUAUAUAUAGAGGGAAGGCCUUCAGUCUACUUCUCGGGAUAUACCACUGAACGUCCAAGAAGAGUACUGAUCGAUCAGCAACUCGAUCGUUCUCAGAGAGAGAUGGGCGGCAAGGGCGGCAGCGGCGGGGGUGGUGGCAAGGGCGGAGGUGGCGGUGGCAAGAGCGGCGGCGGGGGUGGUGGCAAGGGCGGAGGAGGUGGCAAGGGCGGAGGAGGUGUUGGUGGCAAGACCGGCGGCGGCAAGUCAGCAGGCGGCGGCGGUGGGGGCUAUGGUGGUGCAGGGAAGUCAGGCUCCGGCGGCAGUGGCGGCGACGGAAUGAUGAAGGCGCCCGGCGGCGGCGGCGAGUACAUCUCCCGCUCCGUCUUCGAGGCCAGCCCGCAGGAGUUCUUCCAUGGCCUCCACCAGGGAGGAGGCAACAACAAGUAGAUCCAUCUAGCUAGACUGCUGCUGCUACUUCACAAGCUUGGGACGAUGUGUGAUGAUGCAUGCUUGGACUGUCAUCAGUCUCUAUGUAGCUUCUGAAUAAAAUAAAAUGUAACGAUGCUCGAUUGGGUUUCA